Messenger RNA from Porites evermanni, 8516 nucleotides. Lineage: Eukaryota; Metazoa; Cnidaria; Anthozoa; Scleractinia; Poritidae. The record is from the annotation of a GenBank genome assembly.
CUAAAAUCUGGAUCCAACAUGGCGGACGUCGGUCGUGUGUUGGUUGUGAGCUGCAGUUCGUUUCUUUCCCCGGAAGAUAUCAUUAAUGGUGAGAAAAUUUAUUCACUUAAGACGAAAAAAUUUUUUUUCCCUGUGUGGGGAAACUCAGUAGUCAUUAUUUUUUGAUGGGCAAGUGUGAUCAAUGAAAAGUUCCAAAACAAAUUUAAUUGUUCGCUCGUCAGUUAUAAUUAUUAUGACCGACUUUUCUACAAGUUCUCCUUGCCCUUUUAUUGUCUAUUUCAGCAAUGUGCAAUAAGAAGCAUCCUGAGCCCACACAGCUGUCAGACAGUUUGACUUCUUACCUUUGGAAAAUAGAAAAUAAAUAUUACACCGCAGAUGUGCAUCUCUGUGCAUGUUCUGUUAGUUCUCUACCGCCACAGUGUGAGUUUGCGGGAAACAUGAAUUUUCAAAGUGUAAUUAUUACUUUUGAUCAAAAAGAGGUGAGGGCCCAUUUUUAUUUUAACUUUAAUGAUAGUAUGUUCAUAGGUAGCCCAUCCUCUGUUUGUGUCAUUUUUAUUGAUAUCUGACCUUCUACCUACAGGGAGAGAAAUACAGGUUAUUAUAAUAAUGGCAAUUGCAAUUUUCCCUGAGAAAAGAAUGAAUGUAAAUGCUUCAUUGAAAGUUCAAGUUACAUUUUAAAUAGGACAGGUGUUAUGCAUUGUUGUUGACUUUCGCUGACUCAAACUUUAUGAGGUGUCAUUUUGCUGGCUGAAAAGAAAUGAUCAUCCUACAAAAUGUUGCCUUAUACAUGUACAGCUUGAGGCUGCAUAAAAACGUUUCCCAGUUAACACUUUUGUUACUGCCAAAUAUUCAUCUGUAUUUUUUACUCUCAUUCUUGAUGCUCAGUUUUCAAUACAGAGACAACAUGAAUGAUUCCUGAUCAUUAUUGCCACCAUGAUAGGGUUGAGGAAAUUGAGCUGCACUUUGAAAGACUACAAUGAACCUGUAUUCUUAAUCCACCAUUUUGCCAGAACACUUGUGUGCCUUUUUCCAUAAAAAGGCAAUAGCCUGAGGGGAGGGGGAGAGGGUACUCCCUUGUAUAAGCUAUAUAGGUAUGUGCCAUUUCAGAGGAUAUGGUUUUUGAGCUUUUUUGGUCUAAAAAUCGGUAUAGCCUUUGCUCAUUUUGGUCUGGAAUCGUGUAUGGUUUUCAAGGAAACUACAGGAGUGUAUGAAUGUGUUUGUCGAAUGAAUAAGAAAGGAAGAUAAAUCAAUGCGAAUUCAAAGUGGAUUUUAAGUAAUCUUUUUUGUUGGCUUUUUAAUCUAAAUAACAAUGACAUGACUUCCUAGAGGCGGGGUCUAAAUACGAGUAUGGGUUUUAGAGACCGGGUCGUAAAGUAGGUGUGAAAACAUACCAUUGUUUGGUCUGAAAUAGGGUCAGGACUUGGAGAACCAGGCGGCACACCCCCACCGAAAAAAAAUUUCCCAGCAGUUUCCCCCGGGGAUUUUUUAGGUGAAAAACCCAUAUCCUACUGGUUUGCACAUUCUAACGUGGGUAUAUACUUGUUACAUGUAGAUGUACCUUAAUUUCUCACCCUCAUCCCCAUCACUUCUUACAGUAUACUAUUCAAACAGGAACCUUUAUCUUUAAUCAUCAUUAGAUAACAGCAUGUACUAAACUGUCAAUCUUAAUUAUUUUAUCUUCCUCCAUAUCAAUUUUUUUUUAACCAAAUACAAGGGAAAAUAAUGCAUAAUAUAAAAUUCACAGCAUGAAUAAGAAUUUUGCUGGUUUUGUUACUGUUCAUAAUUAUCAUCUAUCCUAGAAAUCUAGUUUUGAGGAAGUAGCCUCAUGGCUGUCAUACAUUGAGUCCAAGGAUCCAUCUGUCUUGUUACUGAUCAAUUCUGGUAAAGGAGAAUUAGACAAUGGAGGUAAGACACCUGUCUCAAGAUGAAUAAUUUGCUUUCUUGAAUUUUUUGUUACCAUCAUACAUAAAUUAUUGUCAACAGAUGAACCUUCUUGUAUAAAAGUAAUUUGUAACUGAUAUAUGUUGUAGAUCAGUUUUAUUGCUUUGGUUUGAUUUUUCCUUCCCUAGUCUCAAAUCAUUGUACAUAAAAACUAAGGAUAAAAUGGAAUUGCAAAGUAUACAUGUGCAUACAUGUACCUAUAAAAAAAGCAUUUCUUUUGGCAUCCCAUCAGGACUAUGCAGGAGCUAUGAGGACUAUGAAUCAAUAAAGCAGAAAUAUGAAUCAAUAAACAAGUAAAUAAAGCAAUAAUUAUUGUGUCAACUAAGCAGUCUUGCACUUUUGUGAAUUUGAUGCACAUAAAUGCAGUAAUGAGAUUUUAGAAGAUCUGCACUGUAACUAACAGCCUGUCCCAGUGAUUAGACAUAAUGACUUAUUAUAAUUGCACGUAUAAUUAUUAUAAUACAGUUUUCCUAACAAUAAUUGUUAGGAAAACUGUCAAGAUUCAUCAGAAUUUGUUACAAUAAUCUUUGUUUUUAUUACUAUCUUUAGGUGUGUCUAAAGCAGAGGUAGUAAAAUGGUGUUUGGAUAACUCAUUUGAGCUCAUUAACAUGAUCUGUGAGGAGGAUGAAAAAGAUGAGGAGGAAGGUAUCCUGCUUAUUGUGGCAUGUCAUUCACUUUGUAACAGUUAAAUAAAUAAAAUACCAGACUCAGGACAUGAAAGUAGUAAACUGUCAUGUUACACCUUAGCAUUAUUGUUUACAGCUGAUUUGAAAUACCUUUUGUUUGAAUAAAUAAUCAUAAUUAAUAAAUUGGGAUAUGUUUUGCAAAAUCUAGCAUUGAAACGUCCAAUAAACAAUAACAAUGUGCAUUCAUCCUAGAUGACUUUCGUGAAAAGACAGGCAUAGACAGAGUGAUUGAAGCUCUUCAGUGUGCUGAGUGGCCUAAUAUGGAAAUGAGGGGUAUGAUUUAAUGAGCACUGAUACAUCCCCUGUCCAUGCUAUUGUUAAUUAGUUUAUGUUCUUGUUACUGUUGUUGCCUGCAAAUACAGCCACUUCCCAUUGCUCCCCCUUGCCAGGGACUUUUGUGACAGAGGUGUCUGUGUUUUUGUCCAAAAAUUAUAUUGGUGAUUAUUUGACAUACUACUGUAUGUAGCAACUACACGUAGUGUCCUCUUUCACCUAUUUUUUGCAAAUGGCAGACAAAACUCAAAAGUCUCUCUCAUGAAACAACCAGUGGUCUCCAGCAACAGGGAGUGACGAGAGGCAGCUGUAUUCACUGGCUAGUUACAGUAGUUAAUAUGCCAGUCUUGAUUCUGUUUAUUAUCUCUGUCAUUAAACAAGCCCAAAAUAGCACUGUGCUCAGUUACUAUUUAUAGACCUGAAACUCAGACAAACAAACUGAAAUUAACAUUAGCAAAUUCCUCACUUUUGUCUGUCUUUUGUCAUUAAAAUGCCAUGCUUGUCUGUCUUUUGUCAUGAAAAUGAGAAAAAUGACAAAACCCAGACAAAAAUUGCAAAUUAGUUACUCUGACAUCAUUUGUGCGCUAGGCUAUUGUCUUGAAGCUGAAAAUGCUCAAUGCCUGGCACUAAUUUUCACUUCAUUAGAACUGGGAGUGCUACUUAACUACAGUCUUUGCAUGUUAUAGGUAAAAUCCAGUCUUACAUUUAAACCAGUAUUCAGCCUAGGUUACCAGUGUAAGAACCAGGCCAGCAAAGAAACCAGAUGACAUGUUUUACUUCCAACAUGCAUGCAACUUGCAAGGUAGAAUGAACACGGCUACAGACUACACUCUUAUCUAAUUGAAUCUACACACUAAAACCUCGGAGCAGAGGACCAUACAUGUACAUUGUACUUUGUUGAAGAUCAAACAAAAUAAUAACAUUGUAUUGUAUUUUUUCACAUGCAGAGAGUCAAAGUCACAGAGUUACAAAAGUUUCCAGUAACGACCAAGAAGCAGUUAACAAAGAGGAUAAUAGUAAACAGAGUAGUAAAAAUGAUGGUGCUACAAAGAACCCAACUAGUUCAUUAGCAGCCAGUGACAAGCCUCAAGGUUAGUUUGUUUGUUUCUUUUGAUCAACUCUAGCAGCCAAAAGAGGAAACAGACAAAACAACUACCAUUAGAGAGUAAAAGCAUCAUGUAAAGGGUCUUGACACAAAAGACAACAUACUUAUCGCUGGGAGCCAGUUAGUUCUCAGCUUAAGGGAACAUUUAGCCUAUCAACAGAAGUUAUUCUUUUCGUUUCUGUCUUUGUUUCUUUCUUUUUGGUUUUUUUUUUUUUUCGACCAUUCGACAGUGCGCGAGCAUGGAGUGUGAGAAUGAGCGCAAAGUGUGAGAGAAAAAGAAAGGAACUAUUUCCUCUUUUGCCCGCCCCCACCCCCUUGCUUUUGAGGUCAAUAAAUCCCCAUGCACGUAACCGCUCAUCUUGCCACCAAUGAAGUCGCCACCAAAAUAACUCUGUAAUAAUAGACCUCUAAAGAGAAAUUAGGGAUCUGUGAACAGCAGGCGGCAUUAGGAUUCCAAAGAAACAUAAUAUCAGAGAAAAGUGGAUCCAACAUGGAAACAAAGUAGAGAAAACAUCUGCACUGUUACCCACUGAUAGAAAACCUAAAUGAAAAUCAUUGUGUGAUGUGACUGUCCAUUCUUGUGCUUGCUGAUGUCUCGUUUCUCAUAUGAAAUCACUUUGUGAUUGUUUCGUAGCCUUUGCACAGCCAACUGAUGACCUUGAAUUACUUAGCAACUUAGCAAGUGAUGGAGCUGAAAAUGAAUCAUUUGAGGAGCUAUUCCAGAAGCUUGCAGCAAUGAAAGGUCAGAAAUUGUUUGUUUGCACAGUAAUUUUUAGGGCGUUAUUAUAACUCCAAGAAUGGAGUAAAAAUUUUAGGUACAGGAUAACCCACUUUUUGGGGUUACUUUAACUCCUAAUUUAACUCCAAAUUUGGGGUCAUUUUUACUCCUGAAAAAGAGUCCUUUUUACUCCCAGUCUGGAGUUAAAAUAACUCCAAAAAUGGGGUUAUUUUUACUCCUUACAUGGGUUGUUUUUACUCUUUUUGGAGUUACUUUAAAUCUGAAAGUGGAGUAAAAAUUUUAGGUACAGGAUAACUCCUUUUUUGGGGUUAUUUUAACUCCUCGAUAUCUGAGGUCAUUUUUACUCCUGAAAAAGAGUUCUUUAAACUCCUUUUUGGAGUGAAAAUAACUCCCCAAAAAAUAACUCCACUGUAAGGAGUUAAAUUAACCCCACUAGAGGAGUUAUUAUAAAUCCUUGAAAAUUACUGUGUUUGUCUGCUUUGCUUGUUAAUUAUUACUAUCAUCAUCAUCUUUAUUAACAUCAUCAUAAACAUCAUCAUCAUUAUUAUCGUCAUUUUCAUCAUUAUAAUUAUUAUGUCAGCGGUCAUUGCUAAAGCAAGCGAGACUUAGAAAAUGCAAACGUUUCCUUCCUUUUUUUCGUGUGUACGUGCCAAAAGGGGAAUCAUGGUCCCAUGCGCUCCUAGCGGAAACCGCGAAAACUGUGGAAAAGAAUCGCGACGUGUCACAGCGCCAUGCUUUAUUUUGUGAAGGAAGCUUUGGAAAGAUUGAUGCGAAAGAUGUCGAGCUUUUCCGAAACGGGUCGGUCCACGAAAGCGUUGAUUACUUUGGAACAAUUGAAUACUUCAGUGAAAACUUCGAUGGUGAGAUUUCGUUAUAUGCAAACGAGUCUUAUGAUGAGCGUGCUGUUUAUUUUCGGCGAUGAUUGAUGUGACGCGCCAUGUUCAUCACGUUUUUGGUCUCUGGCAAAGAUGUAAUUUCUGUCGAAUUGAUAUUCGUGCAUUUAUCUCGACGUAGCUAAUCGAACAAAACCGAACUAAAUAUCAAUCGAACUCAAUCGAACCAAAUCGGACGGAUUAUUGUUCGAUUGGUUUAGGAAUGGAACAUAAUCGAACUGGAACUGUUCGGUGGCGGCGGUUCAAUUAAUCGAACUCGUGGGUUCGAUUACCGAACUCAAUCGAACCAAUCGAACUAAACGACGCGAUUUGUUUGAUGUUGCUCGGCAGAAAGGAAAAAGGAAAUAAACCAGUGAGAAUAGUUUUAAUUUAAAUAAUCAGAAACAUUUCCCUCUUAGCCAGGUAUGAAACGAAAAGUCACUUCAAUUGACUAAAAUCUUUAUUCUUUAAGUAAUCUAUAAAUUCACAAUUAAUACUGGAGGUCAAUGGCGGUAGCGAGCAUAAGAUUCACACUUCAACUUUGACGGUCAAUGUCCGAGCUGGCGGCCGCGGCCACCGUCAGUUAACGUAUGGGCUAGACCCCUAUCUCAAAAAUAAACUUUACAUCGACACCGACGGCGAAAGAGCACCCGUGAUAGCCCUCAUUUAUAACCACUCUCUUCCAGAAUUGGUAGUUUCACGCUGGGUUUCACGGUUUACGCUGUCUCUGCUCUCUCCGACAUCUACCCUGUGUACUUAUGUUGGAAAUUGAAGGUAAUACAACAUGUUUGUUGACAGCAACGCCUUGUUUGAAAGGAGAUGAAACUUGAUUUGUGUACAAUUUUUGAAGCUUUUAUUUCCGAACGUUCGUUUGUGUUCGAUUGCCAAAAAUUUGGGGUGAGCUCGAUCAUGUUGGAUUACCGAAACCAAUCGAAGUCAAUCGAACGAUUGGAGUUCGAUUGGGUUCGAUUGCCGAACGUUCGAUUGACUACGGCAGGAUUUAUACACGCGUACUCAAUUAUCGUCGAAUCGAAUACGAUAUAAAAGGUAACUGAUCCUUAAGAAUACUCGACCAUCGACAAAGUAGGAAGUGAAAAACUUUUAGCGAGAAAAUCCUGUUUCGUGUAUAAUUAAUCGCCUUCUCAAUUCUUACUUAAUCUCCAAAAAAGCGAGACUUGACGCUUUUUUAAGAGCGUCCUUGUUUUUUUGUAUUUAUUAAUUUUGUUUGCCCAGAAAUUGAUAAAUAUUGUAAUUGUGUCAUACCCCGUCUAACGGACACCUGUCAAUGCAGACACGGACUCCUUAAUUGCUUCCAGCCGUGUGCUGUUGUAAGCCUCACUUUUUAUAAAAGUAGAAAACCUUCGGAAUGAUUGUUUGUCGAUAUUCACCGUGCUACAGUAUACGAGAUAAGAUAAAAUGUAGACUUGAAUUUCUUCAGGCUGUUUGCCAACAGGGUUAUGUAGAGUUCUGUUUUUGAUUAAGAAAUGUGUGGAUUGGCGACUUUUGCGUGUUUCUACAGAAAUUAUCUGCUAAAUAUCGGCUUUGUGUAAGUCAGAAAAGUGUUUUAUCACCUCAGUAUUAUUUUUCCCACAUGCAGGUAAUAAAAUAAAAAAACAAAGAUUUUUGUACUAUGAAUACUUCCAGCAAAGCAUCAGAAACAACAUUCAUAAAAAAUACUUAUUACUUGGAGCUUUUUCUCUUCCUUUUCCUAGAGCGUGCGUCUUCACUACCUGCUGAAGAAAGGAAAGAUUACGCCGAAAGGGUAAGUUGCUUUCAUUAUACGUGCGUCAGUGGUAUUUUGUACACACUGUACACCUUUCCAUCUGCCAACUCAUCAACUGCCAAAGCGAGUCAGUUUCUCACUUCUGAAUUAAACCUCCGUCACUAUUUACUUUCCUAUAACGUCAGGCAAGCCAUUGGGCUCUAUGAUGAUAUCUUAACCACGGAAAAGAAACGCAAGUUAAAGUGGUUUGGGCAUGUAUCAAGAUCAUCAGGGCUUGCCAAGACAAAUUUACAAGGAAUAGUGGAAGGAGGGAGAAGAAGGGGCCGACAAAAGAAGCGUUGGGAGAAUAAUAUCUCUGAGUGGACAGGGUUGAAAUUUUGCAACGCCGUAAGAGAAGCUGAAAACAAAAUCAAAUGNCCCACAUGCAGGUAAUAAAAUAAAAAAACAAAGAUUUUUGUACUAUGAAAACUUCCAGCAAAGCAUCAGAAACAACAUUCAUAAAAAAUACUUAUUACUUGGAGCUUUUUCUCUUCCUUUUCCUAGAGCGUGCGUCUUCACUACCUGCUGAAGAAAGGAAAGAUUACGCCGAAAGGGUAAGUUGCUUUCAUUAUACGUGCGUCAGUGGUAUUUUGUACACACUGUACACCUUUCCAUCUGCCAACUCAUCAACUGCCAAAGCGAGUCAGUUUCUCACUUCUGAAUUAAACCUCCGUCACUAUUUACUUUCCUAUAACGUCAGGCAAGCCAUUGGGCUCUAUGAUGAUAUCUUAACCACGGAAAAGAAACGCAAGUUAAAGUGGUUUGGGCAUGUAUCAAGAUCAUCAGGGCUUGCCAAGACAAAUUUACAAGGAAUAGUGGAAGGAGGGAGAAGAAGGGGCCGACAAAAGAAGCGUUGGGAGAAUAAUAUCUCUGAGUGGACAGGGUUGAAAUUUUGCAACGCCGUAAGAGAAGCUGAAAACAAAAUCAAAUGGAGGGAGAGGGUUGCUAUGUCCGUGGCGCCUCAACGGUCAUUGACUACGGGAUAGCUGCAGGUGCAGGUGCAAUGUCAUGUUCUGAACUAUUAAUUCUAUUUUUUUGUUCCUCUUGUAAUUGUCAACAGGUUGCCAUUGCAUUUUGGCGCGCCAUGGGUGGAAGCGAAGAUGAAAUCGCUGGUUUAGGAGAAGACAGUGACAGCUAA